AUGGAGAAGCUGGUCACUGCGAUGCAAGACCCUGAGACGGGCAUCAAGAUGGGAACUCAGCGGUUUGUGGUCACCCCCAUCCCACACCUGAUGACCGGGAAUGAUAUUUUCGAAUGGCUUCUUCAAAACCUGGACGCAUCGGAGGCAGAGUCCUUUCAUCUGGGCGACUUAAUCAUAAAGUACGGUUACAUUUACCCACUGAAGGAUCCGAAGAGUUUAGUAUUGCGGACAGAUGAUUCUCCUUACCGGUUUCAGACCCCGUAUUUCUGGACCUCUCGCAAAUGGCCGGCAACAGAUCUGGAUUACGCCAUUUACCUGGCGAAGAGGAACAUCAAGAAGCAGGGAAACUUGGCCGAACAUGAGAAGACCUGCUACAACCUGCUGCAUACACGGAUCAAUCAUGCUUGGGACUUUGUGGUGAUGCAAGCAAACGAGCAGCUCAGGGCUGCGAAGCAAAGGAAAAGAUCAGACCGCAUUGUGUUGGAUUGCCAGGAGCAAGCCUAUUGGCUGGUCAACCGCCCCCCCCCAGGGGCGUUGAACAUCAUGGACUCGGGACCACGCAGAAACAACAUUCAGGCACGGAUCAAACUGAAUAGUGCGUACUACAAGAAAGAGAUUGAAUAUUACAACAAUGCGUUAACCAGAUCAAGAGUCAAAUCCUCUAUUUCUUUGGAAGGCUUUGUCAAACACUGUGACCAGUAUCUGCUCCACGACCCCAUCAUGAGCGGCUGCGUGCGCAGCAGCCCCUGGAUCAGCAGCGGCACCAGCUACUGGACCAUGAACGCUGACCUGGUGACCGUUCCCACCCGGCUCCGUGCGGAACGUUGGGCUUUGAGUUUCCCGGAGUUGCUCCAGGAUCCACUGGGCCGGCAGGAGUUCCGUCGCUUCCUGGAGAAGGAGAUCAGCGCUGAGAACCUCAUUUUCUAUGAGGCCUGUGAAGAUGUUUGCCAUGGAGAGCAGUCAAAGAUCGAGGAAAAAGUAGAGGGCAUCUUCGAGCAGUUCCUUGCAGCCGGGGCCAGCAGGUGGGUGAAUGUGGACAGUAAAACAAUGGAGAAAACACUGGAUGGUUUACAUGCCCCUCAUCGCUUUGUCCUUGAAGAUGCUCAGAUGCACGUUUACACGCUGAUGAAAAAGGAUUCUUAUCCACGGUAUUUAAAAUCGCAGAUGUACAAGAAUCUCCUGGCAUCAGCCACUGUUGCUCAGGAAAGCAAGAAAAGGUGGCAUCGACUGACCAGCCAGAUCCCCAGUGGCCAGACGUCCCGGCCCCCAACACUGGACCGAAGGGACAAGGCUGCGACCUCCACCGUGUCUCAGCUGUGUCGCUUUUCCCACCCUUUGGCCAAUCUCGGCGUUUUCACCGGAACCAAUAUCCCAGAUUUCUCCAAGGAUGAACCUUCCUGGUCCCAGUCCAGUCUUCCCACCUUUUAUCCUGGAAUCUUUCCGGCUGAAACCUCCUCCCCUUCCUGCUGUUCCGUCGACCUCCCGAGGUUCUGCUUCCUUGUCUGUCUCAGCAUGUGAUAAGAGUUAUUAUAUUGUGUUGUGUUUCCUUCUCAACUCAAACAUCUUUCACUAGUUAACCCAAGAUUAGCACCGAGAUCCGAUGAAGGUUCCCCCUGUUGCAGAUACUGUAAACAUAGAAAAUAGGUGCAGGCUAGUAGGCUAGAUGCAGGAAACAUGUUCCCCAUGUUGGGGGAGUCCAGAACCAGGGGUCACACAGUUUAAGAAUAAGGAGUUGGCCAUUUAGGACUGAGAUGAGAAAAAAACGUUUUCACCCAGAGAGUUGUGAAUCUGUGGAAUUCUCUGCCACUGAAGGCAGUGGAGGCCAAUUCACUGGAAGUUUUCAAGAGAGAGUUAGAUUUAGCUCUUUAGGCUAAAGGAAUCAAGGGAUGUGGGGAGAAUGCAGGAACGGGUACUGAUUUUAGAUGCUCAGCCAUGGUCAUAUUGAAUGGUGGUGCUGGCUCGAAGGGCUGAAUGGCCUACUCCUGCACCUAUUGUCUAUGGUCUAUUCGGCCCUUCAAGCCUGUACGUAGACUAAUGGUGAGCAGAGAGGGAGUGAGACAACACUAUUGCUGGAGUUAUCUAGAAAUCCAAGAGUUGAAUCUUUAACUGAGGAUUAAAUGUCGGGAAUAAGGUGACUGCUGCAAAGCAAAGAUUCCAUGGAAUAUUCAGACAAAGUUGGUGCACUUUCUUUUUCCCUAUAAGAUGUGGGAUAUUUACACUUUGAAACUGGCAGGUAGGUGGCUUUAAUUUGUGGGAAUCCAGGCUGAUUGUAACAUUGACUGAAGUUUAGUGAUGACAUAUUGAUCAGUGAAGCUCAUGCAUCAUCCGAUCACGCCCUGGAAAUGAUUAAUCACCAAUUCUUGCAGGGAAUGGGAUCGUGUGAUCAAGGUGAGUGUUUUAUUCUUUAAUCUGUUACUUACUGUCACUCCCUACAGAGCAACUGCAAAGUGCCUUCUAUGAGUAACUGACUAAGUCUGGUCACGUGAGACCAAAAUGCUGGAGAAACUCAGCAAAAAUUAGGAGACUGCAUCCUGGAAUGAGGAAUUUCAGCUGCAAAAUUAGAUGUGUUAAGGGUUUGGACACACUAGCUGCAGGAAACAUGUUCCAGAUGUUGGGGGAGUCCAGAACCAGGGGCCACAGUUUAAGAAUAAGGAGUGAGCCAUUUAGA
This is a messenger RNA of Leucoraja erinaceus (little skate), 2668 nucleotides long. RefSeq names its product regulator of G protein signaling 11 (gene rgs11). The record is from RefSeq and is a predicted model, not a curated record. Gene Ontology annotation, biological process: intracellular signal transduction; G protein-coupled receptor signaling pathway; regulation of G protein-coupled receptor signaling pathway. Lineage: Eukaryota; Metazoa; Chordata; Chondrichthyes; Rajiformes; Rajidae. The coding region runs from base 1 to 1518 and encodes 505 amino acids. The transcript has 17 exons.